Messenger RNA from Musa acuminata AAA Group (dessert banana), 1696 nucleotides. RefSeq lists its product as uncharacterized. The coding region runs from base 1 to 807 and encodes 268 amino acids. NCBI's taxonomy places the organism in Eukaryota, Viridiplantae, Streptophyta, Magnoliopsida, Zingiberales, Musaceae. The transcript has 6 exons. The record is from RefSeq and is a predicted model, not a curated record. Gene Ontology annotation, molecular function: peptidyl-tRNA hydrolase activity.
AUGCUCCCCACUCCUUCAGAUCUAUGUGAGGGGGAAAAAUAUUCUCUGCACUGUGGUGGUGAUCAGAAUGUUAUGGAACCUAGAGACAAUGUAGCAAACAUGCAGAAACUUUUGCACAUCAAAGCAACACAGAAAUCACUGCAAGAUUGUGACAGAUCUGCAUCCUUUAAUGUGACUGAAGCUUCUCAGCUGGUAGCUGUGUUGUUGCUGUGUUCAUUUUGGAAACGCUGGUGCACGCUCGGUGAGGCCUCGACUCGAACGCCCGGGCGCCGAGCCUUCUUCCCGCCCUCCUCUUCCCUCGCGCCGCCCACGGUUGGCGUGUCCCGCUUCCACCGUCCUCUGAGGAGCAACAUGAGCGCCUCCGCCGAAGCAGCGCCGGAUCCCGCCGGAGACCCCGCUUCUCCCUUGCCGGGCGUUGGCGAGGGUAAUCCCCCGGGGGGCGACGUGGUGGUGCAGUACGUGGUGCUCCGGCGCGACCUGAUUGACACGUGGCCGCUCGGGAGCGUCGUCGCCCAGGGCUUCCACCACCACCCCGACGUCCUUGCCUGCUGCACCGACCGCAACCUUGAUUCCAUGCACAAGAUGAAGGGAGAGACACAAUUGAGGAACCUGGCGAACAAGCUGAAGAAGGAAGGGAUCGACCACAAGCUGUGGGUAGAGCAACCGGAGGACUUCCUUACUUGCAUCGCAACCCGGCCGUACCCCAAGUCUCAGAAAACAGAAACAGCACUAUAUGUGAAGAAGAGCCAUAAUCGAACGAUUCAGGUUAACCCUCGAAGGUCCCGUGGAGCAUCAGCCGUCGGAUGAGUCCCGAUCUCCCUUCAGAAACCACAACGCCAAGAGCAAAACCCCCCCAUUGGCAACGCUUUCGCCUACCCAACCCGAAGAGAGCAGAGAGAAGAACAUGAAACAAGAGGAGAAACAGCUAUCAGUUUACACGACAUUCUUAUUAUACCCGGUGAUUCCGCGCUACGCCGUUAUCAUGCAUCUUCAUCCUCUUUCCACUGUCUCAGAACAGCUCUGGGAGCUUCAUCAAAGGCUACAAGGGUAGGUGACGAGGCGGCGGGCGCAAUGGGAGCAGGAGUACUUCCUCGUGGUCUUGAGGCAGACCGGGAGGAAGCAGAGCCGCAGCGCCUUCUCCACGUCCGUGGCCAUCACCGUGCCGCCGCAUAAAGGGCAGCUCCCCGGCGCCUUGUGCGUCCCCAGCACCUUUUCCUCCUCCCCGCACACGAACGCCAAGCACAUCGCGCUCGCCGCUGCGUUGCUCGUCGCCUGAAAGUGGAGAUGGAGACGUCGUCGCCCGCAGCGAUGUGAGGUGAUGAAGGAUGCGCCCGAGAGCGCUUUAACGGAAUCCGUUCUCCGGCUUUACGCUUUGCCCACACGCACACACGCAAGAGAGGAGGAAUCGGUGCGCAAGCCUUGUCGCCUACCUCAUGGAAGCGGACGUUAGAGGAGUGUUUUGCAUGUGAGGCACUAAGAGACAUACUUCACACAUGGAUCUUUCGAUGCCUCCUCACUGUGCUUUUUGUUCUAUUCACAACUCCUAAAAUAAUUCUUUCUUAGGAGGCAAAGGUGUGACACACAUUAGAGAGAGAAAUAGAAAGAGAGAAUUCAUAUGAUGAAAGUUAUUCUUAAAAUGUAAAUAUAUGUAUACAAUACAUGGGUAAGUUAUUAUGGUAUUUGUUUUCCUCACAAA